UUUAGGGCACAGAAACAACCAACACAAACACGAACAACACUCCCGUUACGUUCUCUCUUUCUCUCUCCUCCUACUUCCCAGCUCCCACGAACCAAAAUCGCCAAAACCUUGAAACAUACCCCGAAAAAAAGCCUUUUUUCUUUUUUAAUUUGAGUUUUCUGGAGGUGAUGGCGACGACGUCGGUGGUGCCGGCCAACCGGCGGCGUGCGGCGAACGCUGCGGAGGAGCUGGAGUUCGAGACGACGGAGGGGGUAAAGGCGAUAGCGAGCUUCGAGGAGAUGGGAAUAAAGGACGAUCUGCUCAGAGGGAUCUACCAGUACGGAUUCGAGAAACCCUCCGCAAUCCAACAGCGUGCCGUGACGCCAAUCAUACAGGGCCGUGACGUCAUCGCUCAGGCUCAAUCUGGAACCGGCAAGACCUCCAUGAUUGCACUCACCGUUUGCCAGUUCGUUGAUACCUCCAAGAGAGAAGUCCAGGCCUUAAUAUUGUCUCCAACAAGGGAACUGGCCUCACAGACUGAAAAGGUUAUAUUGGCUAUUGGGGAUUUCAUAAACAUACAAGCACAUGCUUGCAUUGGGGGUAAAAGUGUGGGAGAAGAUAUAAGGAAGCUUGAAUAUGGAGUUCACGUGGUGUCGGGAACUCCUGGUCGUGUCUGUGACAUGAUCAAGAGGAGAACAUUGCGUACAAGAGAUAUAAAGAUGCUAGUUCUUGAUGAAUCUGAUGAAAUGUUGAGCAGAGGGUUUAAAGAUCAGAUUUAUGAUGUGUACAGAUAUCUCCCCCCAGAUCUUCAGGUUGUCUUGAUUUCUGCUACCCUUCCUCAUGAAAUACUGGAAAUGACAAACAAGUUCAUGACAGAUCCUAUAAGGAUUCUUGUAAAACGUGAUGAGUUGACAUUAGAGGGCAUCAAGCAAUUUUUUGUUGCCGUUGAAAGGGAAGAAUGGAAAUUUGAUACCCUGUGUGAUCUUUAUGAUACACUCACUAUUACUCAAGCUGUUAUAUUCUGCAACACUAAGCGAAAGGUGGAUUGGUUAACUGAGAAAAUGCGUAACAAUAAUUUCACUGUCUCAGCAAUGCAUGGCGACAUGCCACAGAGAGAAAGAGAUGCAAUCAUGGCAGAGUUUCGCUCUGGUACAACUCGUGUACUAAUAACAACAGAUGUUUGGGCUCGUGGCCUUGAUGUGCAGCAGGUUUCUCUAGUUAUCAACUAUGACCUUCCAAAUAAUCGAGAGCUCUACAUUCAUCGAAUUGGCCGAUCUGGACGAUUUGGACGCAAGGGUGUUGCAAUAAAUUUUGUCAAAAGUGAUGACAUCAAGAUCUUGAGAGAUAUUGAGCAAUAUUACAGUACUCAGAUAGAUGAAAUGCCAAUGAAUGUUGCUGAUCUUAUAUAAAGUAUAUAUUUGGCAUUUGAUGUGAUGGGUGGAGUGGAUUUGUCGUAUGUUCUAGCCGUAGGUGAGUAGUUCUGGAUGUGGUUUUGCUCAGGAUUUUUCUGUGAUAUGCCUGUAAACAUUGGCAUUGGGCCAAUUAAAUGUUUUUCUCCCUUUAAUACAGUGUACUUGACUGUACCAGUAUUCUGGAUGUUGAGCUUUACAAUGCUGGUGCGGUUAACGUGUAAAUUGUGUUGAGUUGAUUUGUCUCAUGUAAGAUUCUGUAAUUUAAUGUUUCCAAAUUCACAUCUGCUAUAAUCUUCUGAAUUA
Messenger RNA from Arachis duranensis, 1694 nucleotides. Its product is annotated as eukaryotic initiation factor 4A-3. Gene Ontology annotation, cellular component: nucleolus; catalytic step 2 spliceosome. Gene Ontology annotation, molecular function: ATP binding; mRNA binding; RNA helicase activity. The transcript is spliced from 8 exons. The record is from RefSeq and is a predicted model, not a curated record. The coding region runs from base 168 to 1388 and encodes 406 amino acids. Lineage: Eukaryota; Viridiplantae; Streptophyta; Magnoliopsida; Fabales; Fabaceae.